AAACAUUCCGUGCACCCACAUUUCGAAACGGCCCUGAUAAAAAUGGCUUUUCUCUUGGAUGCAGCAAAAAUCUGAGGGAGGUUUUCGGAGAUGAAAAGAAGUAUUGGCUACUCCCUGUCUUUACCAGUUUGGGCGACGGGUGUAAUUUUCCGACUCGUUUGGUGAUUGUGGAUCCAGAGCAACUUACCGUCUCAAGCCAAAAUGAACCUGCCAAAAGCUCUGGAGCCAAUCAGUCCUUUCCUGCUCGACCACUCAGUGAAUCACAGAAUCAAUUGCUAGCCGGUGAGAGUCAGUGGGUGGAAAGCGCCCCUGAAGAGGAAAACGUUAAAUCAGGUGUGAAAAAGCAUGUUAUAGUUUCAUUGGAAAGCUGAUCUCAGCUUAUUACUAACCAACCAUCUCAGUGAGAAACAGGUUUCUGCAACACAUUUUGUGCUUGAAUAUUACUUAAUUUUGUUUGGAAGAAGUUGAUCAGUAAAAAACGGGACGUGGACAUUUUAGGAAGAGACAAGAAAUUUAAGUUUCUGCACAGUACAAUGGAUUCUUGUAAGCACUAUUGCAGAGCAGGGAAGUUAAGACAGAUGCCUUAAGAUUCUUAAUGUGCAUUUAUGCAACACUGAAUUAUAAACUGCUACCAAAGGGCCAAAUCCUGAAGUGCCCUGCUUGGAUGCACAAGGUCCAGAGUGGGAACUAUGCAUUUCUGUUACGCUGCGGUGAUGGGGUUGGAUUGCAGAGACUCCUACCUCCCCACAGGCAAACUUCACACCUUAGACACUGCAGAAGUCGCUUCCAUAGCAGGUCUCCAGGGUACAGAAAGAAAGGAAAAGGAAAUUCUUCUAAAAGAAAAGGAGGGGGGUAUGGAAUCAAGAUAGAGCAUGGCUGGUACGUCUGAGGUGCGACUGCAUAGCUCAGACACCAGGUGAUGGGGAAGGGACUGGAUG
Molecule: messenger RNA, 938 nt
Organism: Eurypyga helias (sunbittern)
Lineage: Eukaryota; Metazoa; Chordata; Aves; Eurypygiformes; Eurypygidae
Gene: ZDHHC20
Product: zinc finger, DHHC-type containing 20
Exons: 5
Source: RefSeq, a predicted model, not a curated record